Rubroshorea leprosula is the source of this 861-nucleotide messenger RNA. NCBI's taxonomy places the organism in Eukaryota, Viridiplantae, Streptophyta, Magnoliopsida, Malvales, Dipterocarpaceae. The record is from the annotation of a GenBank genome assembly.
UGUAUUUCCUUACUCAAUGACAAUAACAAACAAAGGAGAGAAAAUGGAAUAUGCAAAGAUCUUGGAGGUUUUUAGUGCCGUGGAUCUUUCUUGCAACAAAUUUGAUGGAGAGAUUCCAAAAGUAGCUGGGAACUUAAAGCGACUUCAAUUGCUCAAUCUUUCCAAUAACAUCCUUGUUGGUCCAAUCCCAACAACCUUGGGAUAUCUUGCAAAUCUUGAAGCACUUGACCUUUCUCAGAAUAAGCUGACAGGAAGAAUUCCUACACAGCUGACGUGGCUCAAUUUUCUUGAAGUCUUCAAUGUGUCUCACAACCAUUUGACGGGUCCUAUCCCGAAAGGCCAACAGUUUGAUACAUUUGAAAACAGCUCUUUCGAUGGAAAUUCAGGACUGUGUGGAAUGCCACUGUCAAGAAAAUGUGACUACUAUAACUCCGAGAGUUUGCCUCCAGCAUCCUCAACCUCCGAAGGAAAUGAAGACUCUGGAUUGUUAGCUGAAUUUGAUUGGAAAUUAGUGUUGCUAGGUUAUGGAUGUGGACUCCUCAUUGGUGUUGUCAUUGGAAACAUUGUUUUCACAAGAAAACGCGAAUGGUUUAUGAAGACAUUCAGAAUCUGGUAGCCAAGAUGCAAAGGGAGGGGUGUGAAAGAUUGAAUAGGAGGAAGCAGUGAAUAUGAUAUCUACCCCCUAUGCUAUCACCUCAUUGUUAUUUUUUUUUCUCCUACUUUUCUGUGUUUGUGAUUACUAGUCAAGUUCAGUGCAAGUCCAAUGUAAAGUAUAGAGUGGAAUUUCAGUCUUCAUGAAUACGUACUUAUGGUGCUACUUCAGCAGCUGAUAUGGAAUAUUAAUAAUUUCCUUUUGAGUAA